This is a messenger RNA of Toxotes jaculatrix (banded archerfish), 2452 nucleotides long. Its product is annotated as sodium-coupled monocarboxylate transporter 1-like. The transcript has 17 exons. Gene Ontology annotation, molecular function: organic acid:sodium symporter activity. Gene Ontology annotation, biological process: propanoate transmembrane transport; sodium ion transport. Bases 281 to 2122 code for a protein of 613 amino acids. Lineage: Eukaryota; Metazoa; Chordata; Actinopteri; Toxotidae. The record is from RefSeq and is a predicted model, not a curated record. Gene Ontology annotation, cellular component: membrane.
GUGAGAAUCUUGCAUUUGUCCAACGUUCUUUCAUUUAUUUAGUAUUUUUAUCUUUACUCAUAUCACCUAGAGUUUCUCCACUUGAAUACAUUUCUGACACUCACGUAAAAGGUUUCGGUGUGUUGUCCUGCUUUUGGCUCAGCGUUGAGUGAGAAGGUGAUGUGCCAGGACCUCCAUUUAUCCACAGAGGACUGACUGUGUCUGUGUGCACAACACAUGGGACAGUUUGAAUAACUUUCUGAACAGUUUUAUUUCUAGUUUUGGUUCGACUUCUACUAAAAUGUCUGGGGAUUCUCUGGUAACUGGCUCAUUUGUGGUGGCAGACUAUGUGGUCUUUGCUCUCAUGCUGGUGGUGUCCGCUGCUGUCGGGGUCUACUACGCCUGGGCGGACAAGGGCCAGAGAAGCUCCGGGGACUUCUUAAUGGGGGGCCGCAGACUGACAGCCCUGCCUGUGUCUCUGUCUCUGACUGCCAGCUUCAUGUCAGCCAUCACAGUGCUGUCAAAUCCAGCCGAGGUGUACCGCUACGGAGCCAAUAUUGGAUUUUAUGGUCUCUCGUAUGUGAUGACGAUAGUGGUCACAUCGGAGUUCUUUCUUCCAGUCUUCUAUAGGCUCGCUGUCACCAGCACAUAUGAGUAUCUGGAGCUACGUUUCAACAGAGCAACCCGUCUGCUGGGAACUGUGCUCUUCAUUGUGCAGACAAUCCUCUACACUGGAAUCGUCAUUUAUGCCCCAGCUUUAGCUUUAAACCAAGUAACUGGUAUGGAUCUGUGGGGUGCAGUCAUUUCCACAGGUGUGGUGUGUACCUUUUACUGCACAAUGGGUGGUCUGAAGGCUGUGGUCUGGACUGAUGUCUUUCAGCUUGGUGUCAUGCUUGCAGGUUUCCUGGCUGUCAUUAUCAGGUCUGUGGUCUUACAAGGUGGAGUCUUCUCCAUCAUUUCAGACUCGGAACAAGGAGGCAGACUCAAUUUUUGGGACUUUGACACGAACCCUCUGAGAAGGCACACUUUUUGGACCAUAACCAUCGGCGGGACAUUUGUUUGGGUCAGCAUCUAUGGGAUCAACCAGGCCCAGGUUCAGAGAUACAUCUCCUGCAAGAGCAUCACUCAUGCCAGAGUAUCCCUGUACAUCAACCUGUUAGGCCUGUGGUCCAUCUUGCUGUGCUCAGUUUUCGCAGGAAUGUGUCUUUACUCCGUCUAUAAGAACUGUGACCCAUGGACAGCUGGUCUGGUUUCUGCUCCUGAUCAGCUGAUGCCAUACUUGGUGAUGGACAUCCUGAGAGACUAUCCCGGCCUUCCUGGAUUGUUUGUUGCAGCAGCAUACAGCGGAUCUCUGAGCACAGUGUCUUCCAGCAUCAAUGCUCUGGCUGCAGUGACAGUGGAGGACCUGAUCAAACCGUACUCUAACAUGUCUGAGAAACACCUGUCCUGGAUCUCUAAAGGACUGAGUCUCGUAUAUGGGGCUUUAUGCAUUGGAAUGGCUGGACUGGCUUCACUCAUGGGGGGGAUCUUGCAGGCAGCCAUCAGUAUAUUUGGGGUCAUUGGAGGUCCUUUACUUGGCCUGUUCACACUGGGCAUCCUCUGUCCAUUUGCCAAUUCCAAAGGCGCUUUGUCAGGUCUGGUGUCGGGGCUGGUUGUGUCCCUGUGGGUGGGCAUCGGAGCCCAGAUAUACCCUCCCCCUCCUGAGAUGGCCCGACCUCUGCCGCUGACCACUGAGGGCUGUAACUUCACCACAACAGACAACUUCAACUGGACCUCCACCGCCCUGCCAACGCAACCAAACUCCAUGACCACAGCCCCUGUACACAACAGGCCUGUGCUGGCAGAUUACUGGUACUCUCUGUCCUACCUUUACUUCAGUCCCAUUGGAACCAUAGUAGCCAUCAGUGUGGGGCUGAUAGUCAGCCUGUUCACAGGAGGCCGGGGACUGAAGGUGGAAUCAAGGCUUACAUUAAUGAAAGAAGACACAGUUCUGUAUUACCUCAUCAAGUUUUUUAAAUACAGAGUCAUGAGACGAACAGGAAAACUGGACCUGACAAAGGACAGAGGGAGGAAAUUUGGAAACACAAAUCCUGCUUUCUGUGAUGUUGAGCUGGACUUAACAAAAAGCAGCAUUCCCACGUGAAAUGAAACUUAUAUUGGUGGUAUAAUCGUGAUUAAAUCUAAUUUUUCUAUUGUAUAACUGAAGAAAUGUCAAUGAAGGAGAUGAAAUACAAAAAAAAUUGGUGUGACUUUUUGUAUGUUUUACAACAUAAGAUGUCACUGCUUUGGAUUUAAAUUUGUGCAAUUUGUGUUAGGGUGCUGCACAUAGCAGACAUUUGACAUCAUAGGAUUUAUUAACACCGAAGCAAGUUCUGAUACACACAUCUGUUUUCAGUUUUUGAACCUUUUUCUGGAUCAUUCAAACAUUUAUUGAGAUGAAACCAUUCGAGUGAUUCAGAGGGAAAAAUCACUG